AGCUAACUUUAAAGCCCACCCGUGCUGGAAUGCUUUUUCUCCUAACUGUGGUGCUGGUUACUUCAUCCCUACGACAUCCCCUGAUGUGAAGUCCUCUCCCUUUCGUUUCCCCAUCAUUGUUUCUUCAGUAUGGCCUUGCUACAUGGCCGUGACUUGAACGCCGAUCGGAGCAGUGAGCUCAAUGCCACGACGACAAUUGUUCUUGUGCUGUCUGUUGUGUUUGUUGCCUUGCGAUUCUGGGCGCGAUAUGUGAGGAUUGGAUAUGGAACUGAUGACUGGUUGACUCUGGUAGCGCUGGUCUUUGUUUUCAUCACGGGUGGACUCAAUUAUGGGAUGAUUGCGCAUGGUCUCGGAAAACAUGCGAAGCGCGUGUCGACGGCAGAUCAAAUCAUCUUCUUCAAACUCCUCCUGGUCUUCGAAAACAUUUACGUUACGGCGGUGAUGCUCAUCAAACUCGCCCUUUUAUCGAUGUACCUGCGCAUCUUCCCAUCUCGACGCUUCCGAUUGAUCUCUACCCUCAUCGCUGCUGUCGUAAUCAGUUGGUGGAUUGCGAUUUGCGCCGUGUGCAUCUUCCAGUGUCAUCCAAUCAAAAAGGCUUGGUUGCCGUGGAUUGAUGGGACUUGCAUCAACCUCAAGGCUUCGUUUAUUGGGAAUGCGAUUCCGAAUAUUGCAACGGAUGUUGCGAUUCUGUGUCUGCCGGUCGGGCAGAUUAUGAAGUUGCAGGUCAACAUGGCGCAAAAGUUAUCGCUGUUGGUCAUCUUUUUGCUCGGCAGCUUUGUCUUGUUCGCCAGUAUAUACCGAUUCACAACCAUUAUGCAAUUCGAUCCCGUCGAUACAACAUGGACCCUCGCUACAGCUUGCACCUGGUGUGUCGUCGAAGUAGCCUGCGGAACCAUUGCCCUCUGUCUCCCAACCCUCAGACCACUCAUGCUCAUGGUCUCAUCCAAGUUCGAAAGCGUCGGAUCAAGAAAAGAUACAGCUGCUCGUACCGGAAUGCCAACAGAACUCGUCACGAUUGGAGGAACAGGCGGAAAGACGGGGCAGUUUCAUCGGAUAAAUGAUGAAUAUGAGCUCAACUCAAGCCAAAGAGGGCUUGCGACAAGCGAUGGAAGUAUACCGCAUGUUGAUCUGAGUGAUCGAGGAUCGGGUGAUGAGGUAUCGUUACACCAAGGGAAGAUUAUUCUUGGGCCCAGAUAACGUACGCUCGAGUUGGGUAUUUGUAACAUAUGGAAAGAUUAGCAAGCCUCGUCGGUUUAAUCCCAUUUGGAUAUUCAAGCAUCAUCGCCAUUUGAGCACUGAUUAAUCAUCAGGGAUUGAUGGCUGAUGGAACGUUUGGUAGCAUUGUUGGUGACGACGUUCCAGCCCAUGAGAACUUUGGCGGACGUGAGAGAAUUCCAGCAAUGAGCCGCCUUCAGCCAUAGAAUGUUUGAGAGCGCUAUCCUACAUCUCAAGAGUUCAGUGUAAC
This is a messenger RNA of Fusarium redolens, 1465 nucleotides long. RefSeq lists its product as uncharacterized. Lineage: Eukaryota; Fungi; Ascomycota; Sordariomycetes; Hypocreales; Nectriaceae. The transcript has 5 exons. The record is from RefSeq and is a predicted model, not a curated record. Bases 130 to 1197 code for a protein of 355 amino acids.